AUGGACCUGAGCCCCUUACCACGAUCUCUCUCUAAACUUGCAAAACUGUUUCGGUCGAAGAAGUCGUCGUCCUCGGCGGAUCCCUCUUCUCCUGUGAAGGAAGGGAAACGAGGGAGAGAAGAAGAAGGUGAAACGAGUGGUUGGAGGAGAGCGAAGAGCAAAGGAGGAAGAGAUGAAGACGAAGUGAGUAAUGUUGAUGAUCGGAGCAGUGCAAAGAUAAGGCCAUCUCCUUCAAAGAAAAAAGGUGCGACAAGAGGAAGUGAUGGAGAGAAGCCUGAAAGAGCGGCGGCGGGAGAAGGGCAAGAAAAGCGCACGAGUAGUGGGUGGAAGACGGAGAUGGUACACUCUCCUUCGCCGGCGCCGGAGGUGACACCCACCAAAACUGAAACUUCGGGGAGUGCUAGGAAGGAGCUUGAGAUGGCGAGGGAAGGAGAAGAAGAAAAGGGUGCAAAGAGUAAGGAGGGCGACGAGAAUAUAAUGUCCUUACCUUCCGAGAAGCCAAUCCCUCCAAAUGAAGAUAUUCUGGCGGGAAAAAAGUUGUCACCUACGACACCUGUGACAAGUGGUGCGGAGGUGUCUCAGAGACAAGGAGAAGGAGGAGUAGACAUGAAUGGUGGAGAGAACGCUGCAACCAGACCAUCUCGUUCACCAUUGUCAUCGUCGACAAGCGGUCCAGGCGGAAGCAACAACAAGGAGUCCAAAAGUAUCGGGGUCAAAGAUGAGGAGGGAGGACAUGAGGGUGGGGAGAAAAAGCUAGGGAUGAUGUCCUCUCCUCCUUCGGAGAGCGACAAGGAAGAGAUUGAAAGGAUGAGGGAAGAACAAGAACAAGGAGACAAGAGGAGCUAUUCAGAGUUGGCACCUACGACAAUGAUCUCUUCUUCCCCAUUGCCAACCAAAGGAAAUGAAGAGAUGAGAGCAAGGAGUGGUGUAGAGGUGUCUGAGAGACAAGGAGGAGGAGAAGACAUGAAUGGUGGAAGGAGUGCAGUAAUCACGUCCUCUCCUUCACCAUCUUUAGUAUCAACAAGUGUUCAAGGAGGAAGCAAUAAUGAGUUAGAAAGAAAUAGGACAGGAGAUGAGCGAGCAAGACAUGAGAGUGGAGAGCAGAUGAUGGAGACGACAUUGGCCAAAAGGGAUAUUUUGGAGAGUGACAAGAAAGAGAAGGAGAGGACGAGGGAAGAGCAAGAACAACGAGGUGAGAGGAGCUAUUCAGAGGACUUGUCAUCUACCACAACGAUCUCUUCUUCCCCAUUGACAACCGUAGCAAAUGAAGAGAUGAGAGCAAGGAGUGGCGUAGAGGUGUCUGAGAAACAAGGAGGAGGAGAAGAUAUGAAUGAUGGAAGGAGUGCAGUAACCACGUCCUCUCCUUCACCAUCUUUAGUAUCAACAAGUGUUCAAGGAGGAAGCAAUAAUGAGUUAGAAAGAAUUAGGACGGGAGAUGAGCUAGCAAGACAUGAGAGUGGAGAGCAGAUGAUGGAGACGACAUUGGCCAAAAGGGAGAUUUUGGAGAGUGACAAGAAAGAGGAGAGGACGAGGGAAGAGCAAGAACAACGAGGUGAGAGGAGCUAUUCUUCCACAACGAUCUCUUCUUCCCCAUUGCCAACCGUAGCAAAUGAAGAGAUGAGAGCAAGGAGUGGUGUAGAGGUGUCUGAGAGACAAGGAGGAGAAGGAGAAGCAAUGUAUGGCGUAAGGAGUACAGAAAUCACAUCCCCUCUUUCACCAUCAUUACUGUCGACAAGUGUUUCAGUAGGAGGAAACUACAAGGAGCCUAAAAGUAUCAAGACAAGAGAAGAGCAAGGAGAAGAUGAGAGUGAAGAGAAAAAUGUGGGGAUGACAUCCUCUCAUCCGAUGACGGAGACAACAUCGACCAAAACAGAGAUUUUGGAGACCGCUGAGGAGGAUAGCAAGGGGACGAGGGAAGAACAAGGACAAAGAAGUAAGAGAAGCCAUCCAAUAAAAGAUAGUCCGACGUCCUCGUCAUGGUUGAUGCCAAUGUCAGUAAAUGGAAAGACCGAGUUAGGAGAUCAGAAGUGGUCACCUACGACAAGACCAACCAUAGCAAAUGAAGACGUGACAGCAACGGAGCCCAAGAGAAGUCAUGAAAGCUUCGUAGGAGGAGGAAACGAUGAGGAGCCUGAGAGUAUCAAUGCAAGAGGAGGACAAGGAGAAUAUAUGAAUGGUAAGGAAAAAAUGGAGAUGGUACCCAUUCCUUCUCCAAUCUUGGCGACAACACCAUCAAAAAGGAAGGUAUCUGGAAAUGAAGAGAUCGAGAGCACGAUGGAAGGACAAGUAGAAGGAGAUGAAACAAGCAAGCAAGAAAGAAGAGACGAUGACAGAAAUGUACCCUCUACUUCUUUCAUGUUUGACUCGGUGAAAGAAGAGACUCGAGUGGAGAAGCCGAAGAGAAAGGAAGAGGAAGGACAAAGAUGGGCAUAUAAUGGAUGGAAGGCAGGGGUUGCAUUUGGGAUCAUAGCAGUGGUGGGUACAAUAACAUGGAUAGGAUCGACGCUGUUCCUGAAGCGGCGACAGAGUAAUGUUCAAAGUCAGAGAACGAGACACCGUGACGAUUAG
Molecule: messenger RNA, 2568 nt
Organism: Musa acuminata AAA Group (dessert banana)
Lineage: Eukaryota; Viridiplantae; Streptophyta; Magnoliopsida; Zingiberales; Musaceae
Exons: 1
Coding region: 1-2568 (855 amino acids)
Source: RefSeq, a predicted model, not a curated record